CUGCUAGAACCCUUAUUUAUCACUCCAACAAUCUGUCUGGAAGUUGUGCAAUGUUCCAGUUGUACUGCUCGGCACAGCUCUGCUGCACAGCUAAUGUGCCAGACACUGGGGCAGGAAAAGGGGUAAGCUGAUGAAAUCCAUUUACAGCUGAAAGUUUAUUCUUAAAAGCAGUUUUUAGCAUACAGAUGUGCAGCAUGAAUAUUAUGCUUUCUUAUGAGUGUAGAAACCACAAACUAAAUGUUUUCCAUAAAACAACUUUUAAAAACAAGGAAACAUGGUAUUUACUGGGUAAAAUAAAUAACUGGAAAGAAAGGAUAUAAAUGUGGUGGUUUUUCCCUUAGAGAUGGUGAUUCCAGACAGCUCUGCCAAUCAGACCUCAACAAUGUCUCACAGUCCUACCAUAUGUGGGUCAGUGUAACUCCUGACCAACAUGAAAUUCCUGACUGCAGUUCUGCAGCACUUUGCAGCCUCAGUGUCUACAAAGAUUUGGUGGGAGGGAGCAUGGAGCAUUCAGAAAGAGCUGGAAAAACUGGAUCUAUAUAUUUGUUACUAUGCAAAAUAUCCUCAACUGUGGUACGUGGCAGAAUCAAGAUAGAGGCCAAAAACAAAACAGUCUUUACAGUGGGCCAGAAUCAGCUCCUGGUUUUUUUGAAAUCCAGCCAUUUUGGUUCUAUUGGAUUAAGAACUUUGGAACUUUCUCAUUGUGUCAGAGGGAAUUGCUUCAUUGCUGAUUUAUUUCACAGAGAUCUGAUACUAUUUAAUUGGUAUCUGAAAUAACUAGCAUUUAGUUCAAGUUGCUGGGAAAGUUCUGGCUUAUAGAAGCAGUAGUACUUUUCUCUUAAUUGUAAAAGGGAGAAGAAGGUUGCAAGAGAUGCUCAUUAUUGGUGCCCCACUCAUGAGCACCCAGGGCAGCAGGAAUUUCUCUUGCAGAGAAAUGGAUAUGGAGUGAAUUUCUCAUGACUGCCCCUCAAGCUAACACCAUGCCAAGUGCCCGCAGUGUGGUCAGUGCUGCCCAGACAAAACAGGCUGUUCUCAUCUACAAAAGUGAAAGAUAAACUUGGCGAGUGUAGAACUUGCAUCCAAUUUGUGUUUAAGAUCAGCUGUCUUUUUGUUUACAGUAAUCUCUAUUUUAAAGUCAUUUUGCUUACUGCAAAAUGAUUCAAACCUUCAUGGGGUGAGGAAAAACACUGACAGCUGAGCAAAGCUUGCUCUACAUAGUAACCAACACAUCUUGGUUUUUUGUUGUUUUUUUUAUGGUCUAUAAAUUCUAUAUUAUAUAUAGAAUAUAUAAUUAUAUGUUCCUUAUAUUGCUUUCAUGUUGCAAAUGUUGCUCUCUUUGCUUGGUUUAUUGAUUUUUAAUUUAGACUUCUCUGUUUCAUGCAUAAGAAUUUGUAGGGUUACUGUUUUUAAAUGGGGUUAAAAGCUGGCCAGAAUUGAAAUUCUGAUGUAUACUUAUGAAUUUGUAUCUUUGCUUACCCUGUACCAAGGGAAAUAUUUGAAAUUACUUUGUGCAAACUCUCAUUUGGGGUAAAUUAACACUGCUCUACUGAGCUGAAUGUAACUGAGGCCUGAGUUAACUGAGAAUUUGUCUCUGUGGGCUCACUGAUGUAAGUUUUUACAGGCUCUUGAAACAGUAAUAAAUUCCUGGAACACAAGAUGUUGUGUAUGAACAUCCACUGAUGUUUCUGACUGUAAUUUCAGACUCCAGGAAUUAUUGUCUUCCUCUAAAUAUUAGGUACUACUUAUCCUUGAGGAUUUUGUGUGCUGAUGUUUCACAUGCUAUUCUAGUAAAACCAGCUGUUAAAAUUCAAAAGUACUUUUUUUUCUUUGCUUGCUUAACAUUGUUUGUCUUUAUUAAAACUUCUUGAUAAAAAUUGUUUUCCAAAAUUAAAAAUUCCUUACUUUUCAGCUUGUGUCAAAAAAAAAAAAAAAAAAAAAGAAAUGUUGCAGUAAGGCAACUUUGAAUUACUGCAGUACAUGCCUUGAAAAAUCCUCUCCUCCUUAGAUUUUUAUGAGGAUAUGUCUGCAAUGCCUAGAUUGCUGCCUAAGGCAAGGAAGAUUAUGUAGAUUUAUCAAUAGAUGAGAACCUGUCUAACAGCUGAAAGAGAUUUACAGUUUUGUUUACUGCAAGGUUUGUUGCAAUUUUGGCAACUGACAGACUGAAGAUGAAGUCAAGAGGUCAUCCUACUUGUUUGCUACUUGCACUUCAGUCGAUGAAGCAAACCCUGUAAAGGCAACUAGAGCUAUAUAGGUUUUUUGGGUGGAAAAAUCAAUUUUUCUUAUAAGGUUUAAAAAUAGUGCACCAAAUUACAAAGUUCUUUGGUGGGAAGAAUCUUUUACUAAGGACUUUGCCUAAGAGAGCUUUGCAAAUAGGUCAGUUAGGGCAAGCUUGACUUUUUCUGAGUUCUCUAGUUACUAAAGGAUGGUGAGCCUAGCCCUUCCUAAGCAUGUUUUCUUUCAUUUUGGAGACAGAGUAAAGCUUCAGUUGAAGGUGAUUCAGGGUAGAGAACUCCAGGAUAUUAUAUUCUCACCAUUUGUGAAUAUAAGGAACUGAAAAAGAGCAUGUUCCACAUCACAGGGGGAAAAAAAAAGCCCUAUUAGGAGCUCCACUGUACUUUAUAUAGGUGUAAAGCUUCCUAAAGCUGAUGGUCAUGUGAAUGCUUUGGUCUUGAUAGCAACAUGAACUGGUUGUUUGGCAUGAUGGGAGAAAGGAAUGAGAGGAAAGAUUAUAUGCUGAAAUAUGAUUCUCAGUAUUGAAGUGUGCAGUCAUGAGGUCCUAGGAAAAAGGAGUAGCUACACCUCAUGCUCUUCCAGUACCGGUUGCUCACUGUUUUCUUUCCUGAUAAUGCUUCCUCUCAGGACACAGCUGGUCUUCCUUCUCUUUUAGAAACUAUACUGCUCACACUGUGGUAUGUUGGCAUUGGUGAGGCUGGACAGUAACUUAAAUAAACCUCAUCUCAGACUGAGCAACCGGUUCUGCAGGAGAAGCACAAUCCUAUCCCCCAGCUGCCAAGAGUAGUCUCUGGCAGCAGGAAAGCCAUCCACCCAAGGGUACUUGCAUCAUCUGUUACAGAUGCCAUUUACCCAAAUCAGUGCACCAUUCAGAUACACAAGGGCAGUACAAGCAGCAAGGACACCAGUUUUAGUUCUGUGAUGAAGCAAAUAAAUUACAUUUUUAAUUGUUAAAGAAGAGGCCAGCACUUCAUUCCAUACAUGAGGUUCUGCAUGUGGAACUGCAGUGUAACAAAUAGUGUCAACAACCUGGAGUUGUGUGACUCUGUCCCGGGCCACCAUCAGUAUAAAUCUGCAGGACAAUGACAGCUCUUUACUUCCCACUCUGUUCUGAAGGAUAGCUGCACCCUUUUUACAGAAUCAGUCAGGUUGGAAGGGACCACAUUUGAUCAUCUGGUCCAAGCUCCCUGCUCAAGCAGAGUCAUCCUAGAGCACACGGCACCCAGACAGUUCUUGAGUGUCUCCAGCAAGAGACACUCCACAUUCCCUCUGGGCAAGUGGUUCCAGUGUGGGGUCACUCACACAAUAAAGAAGUUCUUGCUCAUGUUCAGGUGGAAUUUCCUGUACAGCAGUUUCUGUCCAUCACCUCUUAUCCUAGUGCUCAGCACCCCUGAGAACAGUCUGGCUACAUCCUCUUGGCACCCUCCCUUCAGACACUGACAGACACUGGUGAGGUUCCCUCUCAGUCAUCUCCUCUCGAGGCUGAAGAGAUCCAGCUCCCACAGCCUUUCCUUGAAACAGAGAUGCUCCAGUCCCUUAAUGAUCUUUGUAGCCCUCUGCUGGACCUGCUCCAGGAGCUCCAUGUCUCUCUUGUACUGAGAAGCCCAGAUUAGGACACGCUUUUUAUAUCUACCAAUCCGUUUUGACCCAAAGCACCCUCUUUAUGGUACCUGCUGUCCUUUUGGGCAACACUGUGGCAUAAUAUUAAAAGAGAUCCCAUGAAAUUACCAGCCCACACACUUUUUAGCUGCUUGCCAGCCCUUGCUCUUUGUUUCAAAAAGAACUGUGCUCCUUUUCCAUCCUGUUCUCUUUUGUGGGAAAAACCCAGGUAUGUUCUUACCCACUGUUCUUAGUACUGUCUGUAGGACAUUGAAAAGCAAACACUUCACGUGCUGAAAUUAGGAGGAGUGAUAGCCAGCUGAAGAAUGAAGUGACUUUAAGAAGAAACAUGAGGCCUUCCCAAUGGGACUGAACUGUCACCCUGUGGGAAAAGGGAUGGGGUUUUAACUUCUGUCCACCUCUGCAGUGUGUGUUUGUACAGCAGAAAGAUACAGACAGCUCCUGGCAGCUCCUGCUGCAGGGCCCCUGGGAAGCUGCAGGAGUCCUGACUCACUUGUAAGAGCAAUGCAGCCUCACGACUCCCCAGGACCCUCUGUAGCCACUGACUUCUUUGCUGUUUGUGGUCUUCUCCUCAAUGUAUCUGCCACUUUAUGGGCCAUGGCUUGCUUCAAAGAUUGCUAAACAAAAUUGUCAAUUUCUAUCUUUGUGGGCACUUAAAAUUACUUUUAAUUUUUUUUUUUCUUUUUUGUUCUGGAGAAACCCCUUUCAGAUUGUCCUGGAACAGGAAUUUCUGCUGUUGUUCCUGCAAGAGAGACUGAGCUGACAACAGACAAUCUUCUCAGGCAGGAGCAAUGCAGAAGGAUCUUCUAACACAGCAGUGAUUCACUUCAUGCUUCAGCUCGGGAGAUGGAGUCUGUGGCUGACAGACCACGCUGAGAUUGUGCAUUUCUCUGAUUCAACAUUCUCCCUGCUGGCAUCCCAGCUGGUCAUGGAGCAACCAUGGGCUGGGAAUCUUGACUGUGCAGAGCACCUGAAGAGCAUUUCCACUAAGACUGAAUGCUCAAGGUACUUCUACAUCAGCAAAAUAUGUUCCCUGCAAAGACAUUACCAGGACAGCAAAGCGUGGUCAUCGUUUUGAGGCUCAAAACUGCCACAUCUCUCCUGCCUGGCUUUAACUGAUUCCCCAUGAUGUUUGCAAAAGCAACGAAGAAUUUUGUGAGAGAAACUGACAGUGGAGGUGACCUGAUCCCUGUCUCUCACUUGAAUGCCUCAGACAAGCUGCAGCUUUUGAGCUUAAUUACGAAGAGAAGGAAAUUCUGGUGCUGGCAGAAGCCCAAGUAUCAUUUCUUGACAGUCACCCUGAGUGAUGUGCUUACUGAAGACAAACCAAUAAAACCAGUGAUUGUGGAGUCUGACUUUGCAAAAUAUAUGGGGAAGUUUGAAGAUUUUGUUCAAGGAAGUAUUGAAACAUCAUUUGUGAACUUCAGCCUGGGAGCUGGAGGGAAAGGUUAUGUGGAAAACCAGUCCUCAUUUGGAAACCUGAGAAAGCAGGAGGUUGACUUGCAGCAGCUUAUGAAAGAUGUCAAGGACAGAACAAUAGAUCUAAACAGUAGUUUGCUGCAACAAGUAAUAGAAAGAAAACGUGAAGUGCUGUGCAUCUUGAGAGAAAAGAUAAUCACAACUCAGAGGUGUACAAUAUCUGAACAUAUCCAGACAGAAGAAAAAGUCAGCGGUGUGAUAGGAUGCACUGCAAAAACAAUAAAGGUUUCAGUAAGUGAAAAUGGAAGUCUGAUGAAGGAUUCUAGUGUGAUCCUUGAAAUUCCUCCUGCAACCACUAUUGCCUAUGGUGUAAUUGAACUGUUCAUAAAGCACAAUGGCCAGUUUGAGUUCUGUCUGCUAGAUGAACAGCAAGGAGGUUUUGAAAAGGAAAGUGCAGAAGGCUCAGCUUAUCCCCAUUCAGUUGAAUUCAGAGAUGCUUCAUUCCUCUAUCAGCCAGAUGCUGUUGAUAAUGAGAUGUACUCUGGGGCUAAAAACCUCGUUCCCAGUGAUGCUUCUAUAAGUAUAUUGAAACAAGAUCUGUCACAGUUGAAGACCCAGUUCCAGUCCUUUGUGAAGCUUCCAGAAGACAAGCAAAGAGCUUUAUAUAAAACCCUUUGUGAACUCUUGCUCCAUGAAGAAAUGGUGACUGCCCUGGGGGACAUGUUUGAUGAUAUCUGCACAGGAGACAAGCCAGAUCUGGAGGAGUUAAAACUUGAACAACAAAGAGACCUCCUUGACUUCUUACAGCUCUUAGGGUGCAGUUUAAAGAGUGAGCUGUUGUUGCAGAAAUAUCAGCCUCAAGAUGAAGAACUUUUCUCAGCUGCUCACCUUCUUAUCAGUGCCAUAUCUGAGCUGCCUGAUGACACCCUUGUCCUGCUGCGUGCCUGCUGCGAUCUUCAGGUUGUUCCGGCCUUGUGUUGUUUGCCUAACGUCGCUUCAGCCGAUGGCACUGUGGCGCUGAGCAGUCCUUUGGUGGCCACCCUUGCUGACAGAGGAAGAUUUGAGGUCGUGCAAAGGCUGUUUGCUUCAUCAAACAUUAAUCUGGAAAGGACAGAGUCUUCUGUGAGAGCUGUAACUAAGAAAGAACCGAGAUUCUUCCCACUUGUUCUUUAUGUUGCCCUGUAUGGAUUUCAUGCUUUAGGUGGGAAUGUAUAGGAGCUGUACUGAGUAUCUAGUUUUUGCUGUAGCCUGUUGCUUCUUUUGUAGCUCUGUAAUUUUGGUGUUUGGAAUCAGCAGUAGCACUGUUCUGUUGGUACUUAAGGCAGCACAGCCAGGAAUUAGGGUGACCAGGGGACUCUGCAGUGUCAGUGAGAAAUACAUAAAUAAGGGAUGAAGGGGAGAAAUUAAAAAAGAGAGCCAUGGGAGAGAAACUGAACAUAGCUGCUCUGGUAGGUGUCAGAUCUGCAGGGCAGUGAAAGCUUGAUUGCUUGCAUUAAUAUGCAUGGGAGAAAGCAGCAAAAUACAAACUGCUUUUUGUAAGCAAGCAAACAGGCAGGUCCUGGAAACCCAGGGUUCUGCAAUGCAGCAACUGUUUUUCUCCUUAAGCCUGGGUGUGCAGAAUGCCUUCACUCUGGAGCAAGUGCAAUGGAGGGCUCUUAAAAGGUACUCGAUUAGAUUCUCUUAUUAAUUAUUGUUUGACUUUUAUGGAUGUGAACUGCACACUGCAGGAAAUAACAAAGCCUCUUUUUCAACCACCACGACCCACUUUAGGGAUUCAUACCUCUGUACAGCGUUCUGUUUUCUGGUAUGUUUUUACUUGUGUUAGGGAGUUUCAGCUGCAUUCUGAACUUUGGCAUGGCAGUGUCUUCUGGUGUGAGCACAUGGAGGGUCCCUGAUGCACACCACAGAAAUGAUCAUUUUACCCAUAUGACGUUUUCAGUGCAGAUAUUUUGCUUGUUUCUUUGACUAACAGAAAAGUAUUAGUAAAGCACUGUGUGCUUGAACUAUUUUGUCUGUUUUUUCAUCAUAAUUUUUUAUAAUCAUGGAUGGAACAGAAAUGCAGCAGAGAUCACUGUAAAUGUGGGCUUGGGGAGAUGUUCCAAGUAGGUGGAGUAUCAAUGCUUACAGAUGAGAUCAUGAGAUGGCUGAGAGCAAACAAGCAGGCACCUGCGUGGGGGUGAUCAGCAACCAGGCCCUGCAGCGUAGCUGGUGGGUAGGAGUUCUGCUCAGUUUCCUGCUCUAUUCCCACACAGCCUUGAGCAGAUUGUCUGAGAAGCCUUUAAAAAGUCACGUCAGUUCAGCUUUCCGUGAGGACAUGGACUUUGCAGAAAAGCACCACGGUGCCUUUCCACUCCCCGAGAGCUCAGGAUAGCUCUGCACGCUGGGACGUGGGCGUUUCUGCAUCUCAUCUGUUCAGUGAAGCUGAUGGUGUUGCCUGAACUUUGUGCUGGUGUAGAAGGAAACAUCCUUGAGGAGCUGGAAGCAGGGAACUCUGCUUCUGGGAGCGGUGUGUAGGUGGGACAGUUGUCUUUUACCUAUCACUACUAAAAGUUGCCUCUGUAAUGAGUUUACGAAAACUUCCUAUUAAAUGCUAUGUCAAAACAAUAGAAUAA
Messenger RNA from Haemorhous mexicanus (house finch), 7883 nucleotides. It is a transcript of the gene GSDME, whose product is annotated as gasdermin E. Gene Ontology annotation, cellular component: cytoplasm. NCBI's taxonomy places the organism in Eukaryota, Metazoa, Chordata, Aves, Passeriformes, Fringillidae. Gene Ontology annotation, biological process: programmed cell death. The coding region runs from base 4978 to 6486 and encodes 502 amino acids. The transcript is spliced from 12 exons. The record is from RefSeq and is a predicted model, not a curated record.